This is a messenger RNA of Pygocentrus nattereri (red-bellied piranha), 1945 nucleotides long. RefSeq names its product ELMO/CED-12 domain containing 3 (gene elmod3). Bases 626 to 1864 code for a protein of 412 amino acids. The transcript is spliced from 14 exons. The record is from RefSeq and is a predicted model, not a curated record. NCBI's taxonomy places the organism in Eukaryota, Metazoa, Chordata, Actinopteri, Characiformes, Serrasalmidae.
GGAAAGACUACAUUUCCCAUGAGGCCUCAUCAGCUGCUCUCGCUGUAGAAGGGGGAAGGGGAGCCGAGAUUGGAGGGAGACGAGAGAGAGAGAGUCUGUUUGCAGAUGCUGGCGCUCAUCGGCUGCUGUCUUUGUUCCUCCGGUGGAGAAGUGAGGCGGCGAGGAAUUCCCGUCCUGCUGAAGUCUCGAGUUUGAUCGCUGGUGCCAAGUACGACUUGGCACGGCUUGGUGUUGACUUGCCAUUUAGCUUCUCCCGUGCCAAAUAUCUGCCCUCUGUGAUUGGGGCGGCAAGUGUACCAGCACGGGAAGUGCUUUCCUACCUGCCACGGUCUGAUGGGCUUGUUCAGCCACAGUGAAGAAACCCAGAACCUGCGUCCAUCGACUGUGCGUCGUUGCCUCGAGUAAGUCGAGGCAGGGCUUGGUGAAAAGAGCCAGUCCCAGAUCCCAGAACCGAGUCUCAGCUUCAACCAGUCCAGCCAUUUGAAUGACCGCGCUGGAUGAGGAUAUGAUGAAGGGAUCCGGUCGACGCACCAUGCGUGUUAAAUGGGGAAUGGUUGCUGGUGGCUCAGGCUGCAGCAUGUCCGCACAGUAGCAGGACACUGGGACACUCGUCAGGACUCGGGCCAUGGAGGGGGAUGUCGCAGUCGUAGUCUAUUCAGAGGGCUCGAAAGGUUUUCAGCAGGAAUGUCAGCAGACAGAGGAUCUGACCAACGGUCACUCCAAACUCACACCUGUGCUGAAUGGACUGCCUCCAGGUAACGGCGUCAAGGAGAACGGCAGCGCCAACGGCAGCUCUUAUCUCAGAUCCGUCCCGAUCUCGUCUCUGAAGCAGAACGGCAUCCUCCAGUCUCUGGCGGCAGGUGGAGAGCAGACUAAAGCAGAAGAGGUGAACUCGGAGCUGGAGCGCGCGCAGCAGGAGUGGGACGCCCUGGAGAGCAUCCAACCAGUUCUGGUGGAAGAUCUCACUCCGUCUGCUCUGAUCUCCUUCAACGAGGCUCUGCAGCACUUUCAGACCACAGACCUCGGCGACCUGCUGAGAAACAUUCAGCCAACGAUUCGCAGAACGGGAUUGGCUGCCAUCACUCACUUCCUGUUUGGCCCGCCGCGGCUGCAUAAAGAGCUGGUGGAGGAGAGGGACCUGGUGUUCGCCAUCGCUCAGUGUUCUCUGGAGAACAGUCAGCCGGUGCACAUGCGUGUGCUCCAGACCAUCUACAGGAAACUCACCUGCACCCGGACGGACUGCCCCCGCUACGGUCCGCACUGGGAGAACGUUGGCUUCCAGGGUGCAGAUCCUGCUACUGAUCUGAGAGGGACGGGUUUCUUGGGCCUGAUGCACGCCCUGUACCUGGUCAUGGACCCAGAGACUCUACCGCUCGCCAGAGACAUCUACAAACUCUCUCAGCAUCCAGUGCAGAAUUUCCCGUUCUGUGUGAUGUCCAUCAACAUGACCCGCAUCGCCCUGCAUGCACUCAGGGAGGAGGUUCUGUCAAAGGAGUGUAACCGCCGGCAGCAGGUGGUGGGGGUACUGAAUGAUUUUUACGUAGCAACGUUCCUGCAUCUCUACCAGCUGUGGAAGAGCGAGAAGAAGACCAUCUCGGACUCCGGCUACGUGCUCAAAGAAGUGGAGCUGUACGCCAAAAAGAACCCCAAGCAGAUCCUGAGACGCCUCGAGUCGUUCCUACAGGAACGGCGUGCCGGGAUCGUCCAUCGGACGUCGCCUGACGCGCUGUCGCAUAGCAACCCGUCUCCGGGCGACAGGGAGUCCCGAGUGAGCAGCCAGGGGGGGAAGGAGGGGAAAGAGAUGAACUUUACUGGAGUGUGUGAACUUCCUCCAGAGAUGGAGGGAGAGGCCAGACUUAUCUGAGAGAGAGAGAGUGAGGGAGAGAGAGAGAGAGAGAGUGAGGGAGAGAGAGAGAGAGAGAGUGAGGGAGAGAGAGAGAGAGAG